CUUAAUAUUUGGUCAAUAGUUGGUAAUAUUCUCUGCUAUAAAUUUUAGACCCGUUGAGGCCAUUCAGCAGUCGCCAUCCUUGCGCAAGCUCCGAAUUUCUGCAGCACGUAAAGGUUGACUUGGGAAAAGGAUUAGGCUGUAGGGUUCCUGUUACAGUAGUAAGCCCACAAGGGCUUGCUAAGCACCAUGUCUUCUCUUCUGGCGAACCUGCCGGCGCCCACGAAGCAACAUGCAGCCCCAAUACAAGCUGUGCCAGCAUCUUCAGCUAUAGUCGCAACAACUUUCAAAGAGCCUCCUCCUUACUUACGGCGGCAGGGCUGGGUGCCCCGUCGCGCGGAGGAUUUUGGGGAUGGUGGCGCCUUUCCAGAAAUUCAUGUGGCUCAGUAUCCUCUUGAUAUGGGGAAGGGCAGCGGUGGACGUGGUAACCAGCAGUUGGCGGUAACGUUAAACGCGGACGGGCAGAUCAAUUACGAUGCUAUCGUCAAGCAGGGCAGUAACAGAGAUCGCGUGGUACACUCAGACCAUAGCGCACUGGUACCGAAGGUGGAUCGUCUCAGCAAAGAGGCCCUUGCCCGUCCCGACGAUGAGACGGUGGAAAAGACUAUCGCGGAGACGGCUGCGGCGCUGGAGCGGGUGGUGCAGGGCAAGCUCUCCUCCACAAACCCCUCCAAGCUGCCCUCGCAGCCCGGCGCGUCAACACUUAUCAAAUACACACCGGCGCAGCAGGGGCAGCAGUACGCCUCCGGGGCGGGUCAGCGCAUCAUCAAGAUGCAGGACAUGCCGGUGGACCCCCUGGAGCCGCCCAAGUUUCGACACGUCAAGGUGCCGCGGGGGCCCGGCUCGCCGCCCGUGCCCGUCAUGCACUCCCCGCCGCGACCGCUAUCCGUCAAGGAUCAACAGGACUGGAAGAUCCCGCCCUCCAUCUCCAACUGGAAGAACCCCAAGGGCUACACCAUCCCGCUGGACAAGCGCCUGGCUGCCGACGGUCGCGGCCUGCAGCAGACGCAGAUCAACGACAAGUUCGCGGCGCUGAGUGAGGCGCUGUUCACGGCGGAGGCCAAGGCGCGGGAGGCCAUUGCCAUGCGCGCCAGCAUCCAGAAGGAGCUAGCACUCAAGGAGAAGAACAAGCGCGAGACGGAGCUGCGGCAGCUGGCCAUGCAGGCGCGCAUGGAGCGGCAGGGAGGGGCGGCGGCGGGGGCGGGGGGCAUGCCGCCUCCGCCACCAGUCGGGGGUGCUGCAGCGGCAAGAGGUGACGGCUCGUUGCCCGGGCCUCCGCCGGGUCCCCCUCCCCGCGGCGCCGCUCGCGCCACCGCAGCGGAUGCCUUUGACGACUUUGACCGUCGCGACCCGCGGGACCGCGAGCGGGCUGGCGGGGACUACGAGCGCGACCGCGAGCGGGAUUACCGCGACGACCGAGGCCGCGAGCACGACAGGGACCGGGAGUACGACAGGGGCGGUCGUGGCGGUGGCGAUGACGGGGACGAGCGGUACCAUGAGAGUGUGGAGGAGCGGGAGGAGCGGCGGCGGAGGGAUGAGAUUCGGGAGGAGCGGCGGCGGGAGAGGGAGCGGGAGCGGCGACUGGAGGCCGCCAACCAGGGUGGCUCCAAGAAGUCCAAGAUCACUCGGGACCGGGAGCGCGACAUCAGCGAGAAGGUCGCACUGGGUAUGGCCCGUAUCGACGGCGGCGGGGAGGUGCAGUACGACCAGCGCCUCUUCAACCAGGACGCCGGGAUGCAGAGCGGUUUCGGAGCUGACGAUUCGUACAACAUGUACGACAAGCCGCUCUGGGCGGACCGCGGCUCGCACCUCUUCAAGGCCAGCCGUGCCACGGCGGACGAGGAGGAUGACGGCGGCGCGGCGGCGGCGGAGGGUGGACCCCGCACGGACCGCUUCCGGCCCGACAAGGGGUUCCAGGGUGCCGAGGGGGCGCCGGGCGGUGCGGGCGGGCGGGGCGGCGGACGGCUGGAGUUCGAGCGGCAGGCGGCGGAGGAGGCGGAUCCCUUUGGUCUGGACCAGUUCCUGUCGGAGGUUCGCGGCGGCGGGCGGGACCGCGGCGGCGGCCGCAAGGGCAAUGCACUGGAAGCCAUUGGGCAGCGAGGCGGCAUGGCGGCGGCGGGCGGGGGCGCGUCGCUUGAUGACGCUGGUGCGGGGGCGGGCAUGGGUCGGCGCAUGCAGUUCACUAGCGGCAGUGGGCGUUAAGGAGAUGAGGUGGAAGGGGGGGGUGUGAUAUGCAACGAGCUGGGUUAGUACUAGGAGGGGAAUGGGGCAAGGGUCCAGGGGGCAGGCAGGGUGGUGUGCGGAGGUGGUGGUCUUGUAGCGGGGAUGGAUUGAUGGUGGUGUAGUAAUAGGGAAGGGGAUAAAGGAGACUGACGAGCGCUUUGUCUACUAGGGGUAAACACCUCUGCCGGGUGGUAGUAAGGUUGAGAACGGGUUGUUGUUUGGGGUGGGCUACUCGACGUAUGUUGGUUACCCUGGCAACAGAGUUUCAGCGCGCGAUGCGUUCAUGAUGGGGACCGAGUAAGGGCGAGGAGGCGUAGCGUGUUGCAGGGUGGACGACUGGGAAGGAGGGAAAGGCUCCGAGCGUUGGUGCUUGAGGCCGCUUCGGUUACAGAGGGCGCGCGUUUGGGGCUGAUAGCGGUGCAGGCCGUUCCUGUGUGGUGCGGUGUUUACACAUAACAUGCAGAACUAGGGCUGCUUGUCACGCUUUGUCAAGACUCAAGGACUGUUGACCGCGGACUAAUUAGCAGACCGUAAGCGGAACAGCUGUAUAAGGAGCUCUCCGUGCACACAUGUUUGCCUAGCUGGUUGUAGACAGUUGUUGCAUCCCAUGCAUCCUGGAAGUCAUGGUCUGCCAGCCUUAAGCGGCAUGCAUAAGCAUGGGGACAAUUAUCGGUACGUAAUCAAAAUCCUGCGCCCUGGAAGUGUUAUAUCCUCCAACAGUCGCC
Astrephomene gubernaculifera is the source of this 2945-nucleotide messenger RNA. The record is from the annotation of a GenBank genome assembly. NCBI's taxonomy places the organism in Eukaryota, Viridiplantae, Chlorophyta, Chlorophyceae, Chlamydomonadales, Astrephomenaceae.